Molecule: messenger RNA, 1206 nt
Organism: Adineta steineri
Lineage: Eukaryota; Metazoa; Rotifera; Eurotatoria; Adinetida; Adinetidae
Source: the annotation of a GenBank genome assembly
AUGGAUGAAAAACAAACUAAUUCAACUUUAAGACGAUAUAAUUUGAUUAAUAAUGAUCAUAUCGAUGAACAACAAAGAAAUAAUUCUAAUCAUCAACAAAUCAUUCCUAUUUCAAUCGAUCAUUUAACAACAUCUGCAUCUAUUUCACAUAAACAACGUCGUUGUUCAAUAACAAAUGAACCAUCUCUAUCCACACAGCUAUCAUCGAAUAAUCAAGAUUUUAUUUAUGAUCGGAAUACAACAAUAGGAACUCGAAAACGAUCAGCACAAGAUGAUAUAGUUACUUAUACAGCACAUCAUUUUCUUCGGGAACAUGAACAAUAUACUCACAAACGAGCUCGAUAUGAACAUUCGAAUAAAAUUGAAUUAGAAAAUCAACCACCACAUUCAUCUAUAAAACGUCGAUCUUUAAUAUUUCAACAGCAACAAGAACAAGAUCUACUAUCAUCAACAUGGAAUAAUCUUCGAACAUCAAAUGAAAUUCCACUUCUAUUCAAUAAUAUUAUUCCAUCUGUACCACGUCUAUCAACAACAACAACAGCAUAUCAUCGAACAAAUAGUGCACCUAAUCAUGAACAUAAUCUAUCCGAUCAUCAUUAUUCACCAUUAAUAACUGAAUAUCAUCAUUCAUCAAUUUUUCAUAAUAAUUCAAUAAUAACAACAAAUCAAAAAAGUACAAUACCAAAAUCUUCAAAAGAUAAUCUACGUUUAUUAUCACCACAAUCAAAUGGUUCUAGUCCAUUACGUACAACAAAUUUUAUAUUUGAUAAUAAACAACAAACAAUAAUUCGUACAGGAAAUAUCUCACCUGCACAUUCAGAUUCAUCUAGUGAAUCAACAUCAACAUGCUCAUCAGAUGAACAAUUACAUCAUCAUCAUUAUCAUUUUCAUCAACCACAACCAUGGCGUACUUAUCGCGAAAGAGAAAAUUAUGAACAAUUAUUAGAUCUUGCUGAAAAAUUAUCUGAUCCAAAUCGUUUUAAUAAAGUUGAUAUUCAACAAUUUAUUUCUUAUCGUUAUAAAACAUCAACAUUAUCAUCAAAACAAACAGCUUGUGUUAUUUGUAUGUCACAUUUUAAAAAUGGACAACAUAUUCGUGUACUUCCAUGUCAACAUGAAUAUCAUUCGAAAUGUAUUGCACGUUGGUUUACAAUGAAUUCAUCAUGUCCUAUAUGUCGUCGAGAUAAUUUUCUAUCUUCGUGCUGA